Eutrema salsugineum is the source of this 822-nucleotide messenger RNA. RefSeq lists its product as uncharacterized. The transcript has a single exon. The coding region runs from base 20 to 784 and encodes 254 amino acids. The record is from RefSeq and is a predicted model, not a curated record. Lineage: Eukaryota; Viridiplantae; Streptophyta; Magnoliopsida; Brassicales; Brassicaceae.
UCCAAAAGAAUCAACGAUAAUGUCGAAAUUCGGAUUUCUCUCUGGAAAAGACGAUUUAGCUGUGGAGAAUCUGCUUUCACAAGCCAAGGAUCUAUACGUUCUAGAGCAAGUCGCCGCCAUCAACUGCUCUGGCUUCACCGACUCUGUUCUUCCCACUAAUCUCGAGACCCGUUUCCGUCGUCUCAAAUCUCUUCCGGUUUCUCGACCCGACCCGGUUUCUUCCUCCAAGAGGGCUCUCUCCCACUCCAGGAGCAUGACGGAGAGGAACCACGAAAACGCGUUUUCUGCUUCCGGCGAUGAGAAAAGGAGUUUCUCCGGAGUAACCAAACGCGUUCCGAGUGUGAAAACUCGUCGUCCUUUGGUUUCAUCUGUUGAGGAAACGCGAAUUUUCUCCGGGAUCAAACGCGAUCCGAGUUUGAAUUCGGGUUUUGAGAAGAAUCCGCGAGGUGGGCUAAUGGGUUCGAGUUCGUCGAGAUUUUCUCGAGAAGGCAAGAUUUUGUCGACACCAACAACACAAAGCCUGAAGCUUCUUCCUAAAGAGAAAUCGAGGAUGAGCUCCUCUUCGUUUGUCUCCAUUGAUUUAGCUUCUUCAUCAUCCGAUUCCGUCCUAGAGCAAGAAGAACGAUCAAACCGGAAAUCGAAAACGAAAUCAAAAUUGUCAUGGUUUGAUAAGUUUUCACCAUCAAGAGCCAUGGGUUGUUUAUGUCGUUCUCCAGGCAAAUCAUCAUCCAACAGCAAGAAGACAAUGAAGAGCAGCAGCAGCAGCAGCAGCAAAUUCGUCUGAUUUUCUCGGACAGGACCCGGUUCAAGCUUUUUUUUUAA